UCCCUCUCUCUCUUUCCUGCAUUCUCCCACCCUGCCUUGCUGCAUCAGCACCAACCUUUCUUCAUCCUUAAGAGCACUGUUCUUUUCCCAGCUUGGCUGAGCCGGGAAGCCAAGUUUAUCCAUCACUGCAAGCCCCAGCAACCCUCCCCUCUCCCUUCUCCCCCUCCACCUCAAAGAAGAGGGGUCCUUCCCCACCGCCAGUGUCUGCCUGCCUGCCUGCCGUGCCCCAGGGUCCGUGGGGGAAGAAGAGCCCACUGACUACCCACAGGAAUCGCAAUGAAGGACCGCACUCAGGAGUUGAGAAGUGCCAAAGACAGUGAUGAUGAGGAAGAGGUGGUACAUGUGGAUCGAGACCAUUUCAUGGAUGAAUUCUUUGAGCAGGUAGAGGAAAUUCGUGGCUGCAUUGAAAAGCUCUCAGAGGAUGUGGAGCUGGUGAAGAAACAGCACAGUGCCAUCUUAGCUGCCCCCAACCCAGAUGAGAAAACUAAGCAGGAAUUGGAGGACCUCACAGCUGACAUCAAGAAGACGGCUAACAAGGUGCGCUCCAAGUUAAAAGCGAUUGAGCAGGGAAUUGAGCAGGAAGAAGUGCAGAACCGAUCCUCCGCUGACUUGAGAAUCCGGAAAACACAGCAUUCCACUCUAUCUCGUAAAUUUGUGGAGGUGAUGACAGAAUACAACACAACUCAGUCUAAAUAUCGAGAUCGAUGCAAAGAUCGUAUCCAGAGACAGCUGGAGAUAACUGGCAGGACAACAACCAAUGAAGAGUUAGAAGACAUGCUAGAGAGUGGAAAGUUGGCGAUUUUCACUGACGAUAUCAAAAUGGACUCACAGAUGACGAAACAGGCCCUGAACGAGAUUGAAACCCGGCAUAACGAGAUCAUCAAACUGGAAACCAGCAUUCGGGAGCUUCAUGACAUGUUUGUGGACAUGGCUAUGUUGGUCGAGAGUCAGGGUGAAAUGAUUGACCGCAUCGAGUACAAUGUUGAGCACUCUGUGGAUUAUGUGGAAAGAGCCGUCUCUGACACCAAGAAAGCUGUAAAAUACCAGAGCAAGGCUCGAAGGAAGAAAAUAAUGAUUAUAAUUUGUUGUGUGGUUCUUGGUAUAGUACUGGCCUCCUCCAUCGGGGGCACUCUUGGGUUGUAAAUUAAAGCAAAAAAAUAUUAAUAAUAAUAUAAUAAUAAUUUAAAAAUUGUACAUGCAGUGGAUAUAACAGCACAUGUUCCAGCUACCUAUAGAUAAAAACAACUUUAUUGGGUCAGCAAAUCUAAGUUUGUUGUUCGGCAUCCAUCUCUUCAUCCAUUUUUACUCAUUUGCUGGGCACCAGGGUACCACCCAGAAUAUUCAGGUAUUCUGGGCCUCAUCCAGGGGCCUUGUUGUCACACUGUCCUUCCCACGGCACCAUGGUCCAAACUGUGUGAUUCCUGCCUGCCCCACAGAUUUUUCUCCCCUUUCAUCUCAGCGGUUAACCCCGUGGGAAGGAAUGGCUCAUGGUCUUCUUUUCCUACGUGGCAUGGGAGAGAGCAUAGCCAUGAAUCAAGCAUUCAUCUUUGUCAGGCCAUCAUUUACAAUGCAGAGAGGUAGGAAAAAAUGUGAAAUACUUUAGUACUCACGCUGGUAUAUCAAGCACUUGCUUAGGGCCACUAGUACAUUCUCCCCCCACCAUCAUUUAAAUGUCACAUAGCAGUAGCGAAUUGCUCAGAUCACCAGUCCUUGUGGAGGGAAAAGAAAGGGUUAUCCAUACCAUCAACCAAUGCUGAUCUUUCUUUUUCCAUAAAUGAAAUGGGAAAAGGCAUGUGCUGGUGUUCCUUAGGGCAACAUAGCACAUGAUUUCCAAGAAGAAGUGUUUUGUUUUGUUUUUAAAAUUCAGACUUUUCAGAAAUGUCAACGUUUUCAUUCGUAGGUACCUGGAAAAAAAAUUGAGUCAGUUCUCAGGGCACAGUCUACUCAUCUGCUGCACCCUCCUCCAUAUGCAGAUUUUGCUGCCCUAGUAUAACCAGCCUCAUCUUCCCUUGGCAGAAAUCUGCAUUAGCUCUGAGGCUAGCUAAGGCUGAUAUCACAUCAAAGGGACCAACUCAGUUCCUCAGAUAUCAAGGGAUGCCAUCAUCCUUGAGAACUCUUGUGACUCAAUUUCCCAGGUGCUCUCAGUGAUGGCUCCCGUGAUACACAAGGUAGACUGUAACUCUGGGAGACUUUGGGUGCACCGACACAGCCCCCUUUUCCCCAAAGAGCGUGCUUAAGCAUCAUUUGCAAGAUUUAGCAGAUAGAUGACUACUGUAUCCGUCUCAACGUGGUACUGUUAAGCAAUACUGCAACCAUCUGGUUUAUUGUGACGGAAGGAAUAGAAAUUUCAGCAGUUCAACACCAAGUCCUCAGGAUAGCAAGCGCAUGACUUAAAAUCUUAUCCAGAACACUAGAGACUCAUAUAUUUAAGUGUUCAGAGACAGUGAUCAUGGCACCCAGUUGAUCCAUGGACAUACUGGUAUAAAAUUCUGAAUUUCUGUUAGUUCAGAAUAGUGUUGCAAGGCCGUAUUGUCCUUAUUCCAGCCUUUGCACCUAGGGGCCAAGGAACAAUUUGUUUCACUGCUAAUGCAAGAAAUUAAAUAGAAAUUAAAUCCGAACCCAGCCUUCAAUAUAGAUCCAAACCAGAUGUGAUGUCACUCACUUAGGUUGUCCUGGUGUGCAUGUUGUUGUUUUUUUAACACCAAUAGAAGGGUGGGGUGAACUAGGUCAGAUUAGGACUGGGAGGAGGGUGGUAGAAUUGGCAUUUAGAGUAUUUGAGAUUGUUAAAUGCCAGAAGGAAUUAUGACUUGGGCUUCCUAUUAUUUUAGGAAGAAAGGAUUUCCCAUUUCAAAUGCCAAAUGUGAGGAUUCUUAUGAACCUCACAGUAAGGUUGGGUGUCUUCUGCCCUCUUGAAUAGACCCAAUUGAAUUCACUCUGUUCUCUCUGCCUUUAAUCUUUUAAAAAAAUGUAUAUACCAGGGUCAACCACAUGACUAACUUCAGAUCCAGUUUGGUUUCUUGAGGACCAAAAGAAGUAGCUUUGGGCUUCAGAAAUAUGACAAGUUCAGGAACAACUUACAAUUUCAUGUUUUAUGUUUUUCUAUUUUUUUUUUACUUCUUUGCACAUUAAAAAGUAUAGGUUUGCCUUCAACUAAUUUGCUCCUAGUUGGAGCAAUUCAUUCUCUAGAGGCCCUAUAUCGUGUGGCAUUUUCGAGGCUACCAUUAAUUCCAGCUUAACUAAGAAAUAGGUCAGACCUCUUGGGGUUCUGAUGCCAACAAUGAACAGUUUAGGAAAACUCUUUGUUUUCUGAUAACUCACUAAACUUGACAAUGUAUGAUUGCUAUGUGUUCUUUCAUAAACUGAGAGAUAGAGGAAGGCCUGCGGCCUCUGUUGUUUUCACAGCAAAAUAUGAUGGCCACAAAUGUAGAGGAGUGAUCCAUUGAUUCCACACUUUGUAGAUAGCUCCCAAUAGAUCAUCUAGAAGGUGCUGCUUCAUACAUUAUGACAACUACCAUUAGAACCAUUCCUGAUAGCCUGGGUGCUGGUAAGACACCAUUUUUCUUUUAUUUUUACUGUAUGUCUGCCUAUGUGUGUGUGCGUAUGCAUGUGUGUGUGCGUACCUUGACAGUCUUUACAUUCAGCCAAAUUAGAUAAAUGUUAACACUUCCACUUUCGAAGAUGGAAAAGAAGGAAUACAUGUUUGCAUCAGGCAGGCAGAGGAAGGAAGGAAGGAGAGAAGGGGGAGGGGAAAUGAAGGAAGAAACAAAAAGGAAGAAAGGAAGGAAGGAAGGAAGGAAAGGGAAAGGAAGGAAAGAAAGAAAGGAAGGAAGGGAGCAAGGGAUGGAGGAAGGGAAAGAAAGAAAAAGAAAGAAAGAGAAAGAAAGAAAGAAAGAAAGAAAGAAAGAAAGAAAGAAAGAAAGAAAGAAAGAAAGAAAGAAGAAAUCUGUUUUCUUCAAGGUGGUUAGCCCAUCCCCAUAUGCUAGUUUUCUGUGGAAUUUUUCUUCUUCAUUCCACUAUCUCCCACUUCUUUCCCAAAUUGUACAGUCCAUAAAGUGUUUUGCCCCUUGAAUCAACUAAAUGCCAGAGUUGGUUCUUAAUUCCAAAUACAUGUGCUUAUCAGCACAGGUUUAAAAUCUGUUAUACCUAUGUCUCCACCCAUCCCCACCCAUGUAGCCUUCCCUCCCUAUUCCUUUUUCAUGCAUGGAGCAUCAUUAGCUCCACAGAGCAGCUCUUCUAUGCAAGCAACCUGUUGGGGCAGCUUUCUCCUGACCUGAGGCCACCGGCUUGGGAGUGGACUGUGCUACGGGAUUUCGCUGCCUGUGGAAAACAUGAGCCCUUGCUUGUUUUUUCCUUCAUGAAAACAAGAACAGUUGUGACUUCUGGCUAGGAAAAGGGGAUCUUAGACCAUCUUCUUGAGCUCCUACAAAAUGUAACUGAUGCAGGAACAGACCCAAAGCCCAUCCACAUCCGAAUGCAAGUCCAUAUGCAUCUCAAAUUCAUAUGCACCGGAAAGCACCCUGCACAACGCAAACACACACAUUAACACAACAUAUUAAUCAACUAUUGCUAAUUAUGCUAUGCCAUUGGGCUUCACUCCAAACAAAAAACAGAGUCGGGUAUGUUUAUCCAAAGGAAGCUCUGUGCUCUAACACAGUGCCCCACAAGAAACCUCCCUCUACUACUAGAACUGGAGUUUCCAAACAUGGCAACUUCAAGACUUGUGGACCAACUCCCAGAAUUCCCCAGCCACAUGGGCUCAACUCUGUAGUUUAGAAUCCUAAGGUGACCCUCCCCAACCUGGUGCUCUCCAAACACACUUUAAUUCUCAGAAUAUCCAAGUUUGGACUACACAGCACGGGGUUACGAGAUGCUGAAGUUCAAUAUGUCUUGAAGGCUGCAUGUUGAGUUAGGCUGUAUAGAGUGAAUGUACUAUGAAAGAAGGAAGCAAUCAAAGGGAACACGACUAACCCUUGCUGAGUAGUCUGCAGUGGUAGGAAAUGAAGCCCCUUCCCACUGGCCAGAGGCAUUAUUGCAGUAAUUUAUUGUGCCCCUUUGUAACAUUUAGUAAAAAGAGAUAUUUGUAAUACUAGGCUGAUACAAGGCGUGAUGCAGAUCUGCCAGCAAUCUUAACUUUGGUAUAACUAUGCAGUUAUUUCAUGGAGCAUGCUCAUUCCUCUCUUUAUAAACACCGAGAGUCAUUCUUAAAUUGUUUAGCGAUGACUUAAACAUUGGUCAUUUCCAGAUUGAAAUGUAAGGAGUUUCUGUAUUUUCAAUGCAAUACGUCCACAGUCACCACCAGCUAUUGUUUAAUAUACCGUAAGCAGUGGAUGUGUUGUGGAAUUGUCAUUUUGAAAUUUUUAUGUAACAACAAAACAAUCAUGCUAGCACAAUCAUAGCAGCUUGGAGAUUUGUCUAUACAGAAUAUUCCAUUUCUUUAAGACCUUAUAGGGCAAUUCCAAUGCAUGCUGCUUUCUUACCUUUGUAAAGUUUUCUUGGAGUGUAGCUAAGAAUGAAGACCUAUCAUGAAUUAUCCAGCAUGAAGUAUUGUUCUGGACAAGUCUUCUUGGUGGGUAGGUAAUUCUACAGAGCUUCAGUGUUGGCAGUCUAAAUAAGUUCAAGUGCAGAGAUGAGGCUGAAAUUACUUAUUUUUAGUAUAAGGUUGAUUAGGCAGAGGAAAACUGAGGCUAUUAAAACACACAGAGACCCCAUGAACAACUACUUUGAAGCUUGGUAACAGAGUGCCCAUUAAAUAAUUUCUAACAGCACAUUAAGGUGUUCCUAGUUCAGAAUGUGGUUUGUUUGAGGAAUAUGUGAACAGUAAUCAAAAGCAUAACCCAUCUAUGUCAAAAGUGAUUCCAACUUCACUGGAUGUCUUUCAUUUUGCAUAGUCUCUUUCUUGGGGAAGCUUGUCCUGUUUCAUGAGUCAGUUUGCUCUUCUCUAAAUGACCCUUAAAUUGACACACAGAGCCCAGGAAAAGGGCUUAUCUUUUUCUAUCCACUUCAGUCAAGACACUGCAUUUCCUAUAGACAAUGACAGGGCAUUCCUAUCUAAUAGACACCUCCCAAACAUUUCCUAGCUAGCUAGAAGACUGAUGCAUCAGUAGUAGUAGUAGCAUCAGUACUGGUUCCCAAAACUUUAGAUGUGGAUAAUACAGGAUUCCAUUCAUUAGUAUGAAAACAAAACAAACAAAAGAAAAGAAAAAUGAAGGCCCUUCAAAUCCAAAAUCAGAGUUGGUGAUGAACUAGCAAGGAAGACUUGAAGAAAACCCUCUUGGGUAUGGAAAGUUACCUUUAGCAAGCUGUGGUUCCAGACUAGUUAAGAGAGCAGAAUGAAGUCUUAGAGCAGGGGUCUUCACACAUGGCAACUUUUAAGACUUAUGGAGUUCAACUCUCAGAAUUCCCCAGUCAGCAUGGCUGACUGAGGAAUUUAGGAGUUGAAAUCCACAAGUCUUAAAGUUGCCAAAUAUGGAGACCCCUGACUUAGAGGGGCAUUGGCCAGCUAUUCCAUAGAAAUUCUCCUUCUCCAAUUCUAUUGUGAUUGAACUUUGCUCUUUCCAUCCUGAAAUCCAUCCUUGAAAUGUGGCCAUUCCAAAUCUGUUCCAAAAGUUUACUAUUGUUGAUGCCCUAAGCAUAAGGCCCUGUUUACAUAACUACCCUUUUCUCCCGUGGUGGUGCCUGACAGUUUCUCUACUCCAAAACUCUCCAUUGGCUAUUUCUGCUCCCAUCUUUAAUUCUGACUUUGCAAAAUCAAUGAAGGCGUGUGUAUGUGUGCCUGCUUGCAUGUUCUAUAUAUGUGAUAAGGAAUAUAUGUAAGCUACAUAUAUUCAGUGUGGGUGUAUCGGUAACUGUACUGGUGGCAAUGUAGGUAUGACUACAGAAACACAAAAGUCAAGUUUCUUUCAAGCGAUAGGCAAGUAUGUAGGUCUUUUCUGUCUCUGCUGCUGGCUUUGUGCAUGGCAUGGUGGCAAAUGCAUCCCCCCCCUCACCCUAGAGCAAAGUCAAUUCACUGCAGCUGAGAUUGCAGAAAAGCUACCCCCUAAUUUUGGUUUGGAAGACCCCCAAAUCAUUUACAUUAUCCUUGUUAAUUAUCCUUCCCUGUAUAGGAAGAGCUUUUUAAAAAGCCACUGAAACAGUUUCUCUGCAGGCAUCCUUUCAUAAACUGCAGCUCUCAUUUGGUGCCAGGCUUUCCCUCUGGACAUGGACCCUAUCCCUAUAUCUGAAUAAAUUUGCCACAAAAGACUCAGCAAAGCUGUCUCUUCCAAAAAGUGUUUGGAACACUGUUUUAAGGUUCAUGUGUAAUUGGCAAUGAAACCUAUUGAAAACAAGCCAAAAAUAAAGUGCAUAGGUGUGAAAAUAAGGGGACUUUACAUAAACAUGUUUUGAAGAAGAAGAGGGGGGAGAUUUCACUAUCCUGUCUUAAACUACCCAGUGGGUGAUUAGAAAAUGCUAAAAUGUAAUAAAUACAUUCUAAGACACCUGGAUAUCAUGCACUUGUAAUAUUAACCAUUGUGUUGAAAACAGAUUUUAGAAGGAAAGCUGUUUAUAAUCUGGGCUGGAUCACCAUUAUGAAGAAAUGUGGCUGCCAAUUUGCCAGUUAAAUCCUUUAGUAUAUACUACCAUGCCCAGAAAUUUCAGGUGUGAAUGCAAGUCUGGGUAUUGAAUUAUUUCACCUAAUGGAAAGUCGGAUUAAGAUGGCCCUCCACAGGGCCAAACCCCUCUUUGAAUGACUGCUUAGAAACCCAUUACCCAAAUCUUUGGGCUCAUGUGCCAUAUCUCCCAUUGAAUUAUGCUGCUUUAGAUUAGAUGCAGGGGAUCAGACUUCAGAACUAGAGAUCCUGUUUUACAGACUUCACUCACAUUAAUCAUAUGUGUGAACAGAACACCUCCUGGAAGAUAACACUAUAUUCAAACAUGUAUUCAGUCAGCUCUCCCUUUGCAACCGAAGUGGUACAUUGCCACCCCUCAUGAGUCCAGUGUUUUUCAAACUUGGCAACUUUAAGAAGUGUGGACUUCAACUCCCAGAAUUCCCCAGCCAAUGGGGAAUUCUAGGAGUUGAAGUCCACACUUCUUAAAGUGGCCAGGUUUCAAAAACACUAGUUUACAAAAUCAGUCUGAUAUGUAAUCAACUUAUCAGUCAAAUUCAUAACGAAGUUAAAAAUGUGAAUCCCUGUAAACCCUGGGGAAAUAGGACCAGAGUACACUGUGUGGCAAAUGUCUAUUCUGUAUUGUUGGCAUGAGUCAGUAUGCCUACUUGCAUAUGUGGUCCCGUUGAUACCUAUGUGUAGCUUUUAAUGUGCCUAAAUAUUAUGCAAUCUAACUUGGUGUCUUUGUAUGCAUGUGUGACUAGCUCGUUGGUUCUCAGAGUGUGAGACAAGUCUAAAUGAAUGGUUGCUGGGACAGAUGGAUCCCCUCUGGGGUGCCUUCACUCUUUUUUCCAAUUGGGUUGGAAGGUCCAAAGACCCACCCAUAUUUUUGGUUUUUCCUUUGGAAAAAUUCCCAUUGCUUUCCUGCUUUAAUGAAUCCGCAGGUGGACAACUGGUCUCUGGUAUCAAUUGAUAGUCUUAUAUUUAUCUAUGUUAUAUCUUGGACACCUGCAAAAUAACGCUUAUUUAUAUACUGGUAUACGCACGAGUUUGAUCUGCAGCAGACUAGUAAAAUGCAAUGGGUAUUUAGGGGCCUGUUUCUGCCUUUCCCAAUUAUGAGCAGAAGGCGAGACUCGAACACUUAAUACAGCAGUGGUCUCCAAAGUGAUUUAUUUAUAAAUUAUAAAAACUUAAUUUUAAAGUUGGUAUGUUUUAGAAAUAAAUCAGUCUGUUGGGACACAUAUACGCUAUUGUAAAUUCAGAACCUACACUAUAUCAGUAUAUUAAGAUGUAGGUUGUAGUGUAUAGAUUGAACACACAAGAGUGCUCUAUUAAGGUGAGUAAUAUGCCAUUCAUCUUUAUUUGAGCAUAUGUGUCUGUGUUUGCAUUCAAACACACACACAUAGAUAUAAUUAAGGAAGCACACAGACACCUGGGAUAUAAUUUAGCUCAUGUAUACACACAUAUAUUGAUACUUUCUUAAAAUGUGACCUGUAAUUACCCUCAACCAAGAGAAAUACAUGGUUCAUGGGGCUGGCUCAUCCAUGUCUGGCUGGACAGUAAGAGACAUAGUCGAGAUAUGACUUCUUCUCAAAAGCUACCAUCUGUGAACUGACUAUUUUUCCACAUUGUUUUGGAAAGCAUUAUUUUUAAAUGAUGCCUUAAGACACUUUCAGGAGGUAUCCGUAGGUUCAGAUCCAUCUUUCCAUUUGCCAUGAAGUGUUUUUGUUUUAUUAAUUGUUUCAUAUUAACGUUGGGGAUAUCUUGGAGGGGGGUAACUGCAGCAAUGACUUCAGAACCAUUCAGCUUUGUGAUUUUCUUUUCUUUUCUUUUUUUUGUGUGUAUAUAUGUACAUACUUUUCUUAUUUUUCUUUUUUAUAAAGUCUUCAUUCCGUCAUCUCUGCAUAAGAGAUCAAACUCCAGAAAAGAAAGAACAAAAAAAACUUAGAUUUUUUGAUCUUUUUUACAAAACGUAUCCAAUAUCACACACAAACCAACAAAAGCAACUGUUCUGAAAAAAAAAAAGUUAACUGCAUCGCAAAGACGAAAGACAAAUCCUGCAAACAUGUUGAAAUCCCCUCAACUCUCCAUUUUGGGUAUUGAUCUGUGUAUUGUUUCAAUGUAGGCGGUUUAUUGUAGUCUGUGGCGUAUUUGCUAAAACAACUUUUCACAAAAUUUUCUUUAUAAAAAAAAUCAUUCUUUUUUUUAAAUUGACAUAUCUUUCUUUUCCCUUACUCUUUCAUUCCCCUUCAGUUAUUAUUAUUAUUAUUGCUCAAGUUUACAAUAUUAAGAAGAAAAAACCCCCAAACAAAAUGGGGGAACGAACUCAAGCAUAUUUUUUCCAUCUUAUCACGUAACCUAAUUUAUGGAUAGAAAUUUAUAUAUAUAUAAUUAUUUUAUCAAUAGAGUUCUCUUUCUUGUUCCCCCUUAUCUAAAAAUCACAUAAUGAUAACUUUUAGUUUUGGAUCAAGGGAGCUUAAAAAAGCAAAAGUCCUUUUAGGGAACUUUGUUCAUUUCAAAGUAACUUUACCCUUAGCCUAUGUUUUGCACAUGUCAAAAAUUAGCAGGACACUUUCUGUAGAUGAAGCCACUCUGCAUCUCUUCUCUUGAGAUUUUCUUCUCUGGAAGCAAAAAAUCCCCCAUUCUUUAAAUGGUGAAUAACUGGCUUAGUGCUGGGAUGAACUAUCUGGAGCAUUAGUGUCACACGUAGCUCCAAUUGCAUUCGGAAGUUCCUCUGAAAAUAUUGCUGAAAAUUGUUUAGUGCAAUUUCCCAUCUUUCUUUAACAGAAAUGGCGUAGAAACCCUACUGUAAUCUUGUCAGGCUUAACAGAGUUGGAAAAACCAAGAUAUUCCCCAAACUGACCAAAAAUUUUGCUAAUCGCCCUGCACAUCCCAGUUCCUAAGCAUCUCAAAAAUAUUAAAUGUAGCCUCGGGGCCUGAGAAAAAUUCCCACUUCCUGAUUUAAUGAGAUCUAUUGAUCUUGCUAAUAGGAACUGAUUUACCAACUGGGAGCAGGGUGUUCCACAGGAAGCAAUCCAUAUUUAUGCUGACAUUCUAUAAAAUGGUCAAGAGGGUGGCUCUAAAUUUUUUAAACCAAGAUGCUUAUAGCAGUCUCUGAUGGAGUAAACACUGGCUGAUUUUCUUUCUGAAAUCAAAAGUAGGAUGGACUUUGACUCCAAAGUCCAUCCUUAUUUAAGCAUGCCCUUGGAGAUGCUCAGCACCGGUAUACAUUGUGACACACCAUUCCUAAUAUGGCACCCCAGUCCUUCAUGAAUUUGUCCCAUCAGUAUGAGGGAAAACAUUAUUGCAAACUAUGUGACUUUCCAGGAAGCAAUGGACAGAAAACAGCUGUGAUACUUAAGUUGGAAUAAAGCUACCAGAGACAUGGUUUCUCUUGCGUAACUGCAGAUGUGUAACAGAAUAGUCUUGAUCUGACAUGAUUGGUGUCCUUCUCCUCUCCCUCAUUAGCAAAUUUGAGGUUCUCUAACAAAACUCUGAAAAGAAGCUUAAAAAGUGAUGGGUUUCCCUGGUAAAUACCAUCUGCCUAAAAUGAUAGCAGGAGUUUCUUAUGUCCACUCUAAAGAUAAACCUUCAUGUUUCCAAUUCAUAAGUGAGGGAAUAUGUUCCUCUGAUAAUUGUGUGGCCUACAUAUUCAUUCAUUAAUGUUCCUAUUUGCCACUCCUGCCUGGGAGCAUUUGUUUAAAGUCUCCCUUUUAUAAAGACACCCAGUUAUGUCUCCAGCAUGCAAGAAUUCUUGAUCAUUCUACCUUGUACCUACUGGAGAUGGCUGUCUAGACAUCUCAAAUGGUGGCUUUUUGAAGAAGUCAGCCCUUACCCCUUUUGUGGAACUAGGGUAACAUUGUCACUCUCUGACGCAAGCCAUGAUUCAGCCUUAAUUUUGGAACACCCUUCUCCCAGCCAAGAAAGGUGGAUAACAUCACACAGAAAAAGCUUCAUCUACAGAACAAUUAACCCAGGAAAACCAGACAGGGAUAGGGUAAAGCAAUGUUUCUCAAGCUGGGUAACUUUUAAGAGAUGUGAAUGUCAACUCCCAGAAUUCCCCAGCCAGCUUUGCUUGAAGUCCACAUGUCUUAAAGUGGCCAAGAUUGAGAAACACUGGGGUAAUGGAUAUAACAUAAGAUGUAAUUUAUUAACCCAUUAAAAACAUUGUGGUCAACUAAAACUAGUGCCCCAGAUGAUGAGACAGCAGCUUUAAAAGCUUCCUCCCCCUCCCCCCCAAUUUAAUGUAAAUAUUUAUGGACAACAUAAUCCAGUGCAGUGUAAAAUUCAUACACUUAACAGAGAUGAAAACCCUAAUAUGCAUCUCUUGUAACAUGUGAAUAGAUAGUUGCUUCCUUGAUUUAGGAAUGACGUGAAACUCGAAAGCGGGCAGUUGUGGUCAAAGAGCACCUUUCCAAAUCAGAAGUUGUAAUAAAAUUCCAGCUGUCUCUGAAAUAUAUUUAAAAACAGAGGGUUGGAACUGGUUAAAAAAUAAAAUCUUAAAAUAGUUCCAUUGAUAGUAGUCUAAAUAUGAUUCACUCUAGACCAGAAAAAAAAAAUCAUUCUGCCUUCUUGCGUUCUUUUUUUUUUGCAUCCAGAAGACCUCCCUCAAUCCAAAGAAAAGGGGGAUUUUAUUUUUUUUAAAAAAAGAGAAAUAUAUAUUCAUCUCUUAAUUAAAAUAUUUUCCCUCUCCUCCUCCCUCUUUUCCUCUCAUAUGAUGCUUUCAAGAAACAGAAGGGCUUGAGGCCCUCGAGUGCGCAGAGAUUUGUGGGGAUAUUUAACUUGAAAGAGGGAAUCUGGGUUUAAAACUCUUGGCAAGACCCUUUGCAAAAACGCUUGGCCAAAGUCAGCCUUGUUUAGAAACCAGUUUAGCCACAGGAUUCCAGAGAAAGCGAGGGAAAGAAAUGUGCAUUGUUUAGCCUGGAUCCCGUUGAUAUAUAUGGAGGCAGCAUAAGAACAUAAAGAGUUUUUGGACAAGACAUGUGCCAAUCCAUCUAGUAAUGGAUAUACUCAAAAAACUGUAUCCCUCAUUUAUGGAAAAAGUAGGCUUGUAGUACACAAAUAACAUAAGAACAUAAAUUAUCCUACUAUUAUAUGAGGAAUGUAUCAAUAUAUCCUGGGCAGACAGACAAAUCUAUUCCCAAACUAUUUCAGGGUCUCCCAGUCUGAACUAGAAGAAAGAUCUGCCACAUUUCCUCAAACAGCUUUAUACUUUUAAAUGACAAAAGGGGGGGAGGGUGUCAUCUGAGCAUCAUGAGUUGUAAAAGUCUUCCUUGGUAGCCUUUUAAAACAUUAACUGUUCCUUGUAAUCCAUGCAUCUUUCAAAGACAGAAUCCUCUGGGCAUUUCAAGCUGACUAGAUCUUUAGUUUGCCCCACUUUCUAGAUAGAAGAAUGUUGUUGUUGUUUCAUAUUUUGCUUAAACACAAAUUCCUAAUCUUUCAACUGGUUUUGGAUUAGCUUCUUGCUUUCUGUGCAAAGCAUCCUGGGGAAUGUAGUUUGAUGUGACAUGGAUCAUGCUGAGAACUCCCCAUUAGACAAUUCGGUUCCAUUUUGCAGGGUUAAAGUUUGAAAAAUGUCUCUGUAGUUGGAAGGAACAGCCUUCUAUUUGCAGUGUACAUCUGAGGCAGAAAGAAAGAAAAGCCAAGUUUUUAAACAGGGCUGACCUAGCUUUAAAGGGUAAGCGUUUUUGCAAUAAACAGAACAUCCAUGUUCAAAACACAGGAUUUUUAGAGAUCCAAUCAGGUAUAUUUGUGCUGGUGCCAGCAAAUGUCAACCACAUGGUAGUGGUACUACUCAAUGUGGGCACAGAACUUGUCUUUGUCCAGCCUACCCUUGCCUUGGUCAUAAGUGAGAUUGGCAUGUGUCAGAAGGAUCAAUGUUGAAUUUAAUCCAAGUUAGAUUGCCAUAUGAAUCUUAGCAGCAUUUGGGGCCCAAAUAUGUAAAGGAAACAUUUCCUCACCUCAUAUCUUUAGUUUCUCCUCUUCCUCUUCCUUCUCCUCCUCCUCCUCCUCCUCUUUUUCAAGAUUUUUUUCCCCUUUCACUCUUUAGUUCCUUCCCUUCCUCCGUGUGUAAAUACCAGCUGCUGUGUGUAACGGGUGAUUUCUUCCUUCUUCUUUCUCCUCCUUCCCCUUGUUUUUUGUGGGAAAAAAAACCUUGUGUUUGUUUUGUUCUGAAUGCGCUUUAACUGGCUGACUUCGGAAGGUCUGAGUGUUUUUUCCCCGCCUGGGGAAUUUUUCUUUCUGAAUUUGUUUGUAUAGCAAGUUAUUAAUUUUCUCAUUUUAAAAAAAGUAUUUAUUAUUAUUAUUUUUUAAGAAAAGGUCUGUUCCAUUUUUUUCUUUCUGAAAGGUAACUCUUUGUUUCUGGGUUUAUUUUUUCAAUGUCUGUCCAUAUGUGCUUAGUUAAAGCCAGUGACUAAAUGCUAAAUCUUUCCAAAUGCUCGAUGGCUUGCACGCUCUCUUGCCAACACAAGUUGGUCUAAUAAAAAGGUAUCACCUUUUGUCUGUGUGUGUGUGUGUGUUGAACCAACCAUCUCUGUAUUUUUCUCUCCCUUCCCUCUCACUUGCGCCUAUCCUCCUUCUGAGGGUUGUAACAUAAUUAAAUGUUUAAUGCUGAAGUUUCUUGGUUGAAAUCUGGGAAAACAGGAAGAGGUAGGAGAAUUUCUCACUCUCAUCUCCUUCCCCUCUACAGUGGGGUAAAUUAACAAAGUUUUCACCCUUAAUGUGUUCUGCGAUCUUUAUAAGGAACAGAGCCAGCAAUUCCUUUCCCCAUAGGGCCAUUUAAAGAGCAAGAUUUCACUUUCUUAAGAAAAAUUCUCAGCCCCUAAAGAAAAUUUAGCUUUUCUUUUCUUUUUUCUCAUCAUUUUCUUUUGCUUUCUUUCAAAGAAUUCAAAGAAAUACACCUUUAGUCUCACCUUCUCCCUUCUUUUAUCCUCAGAAACGGAGCGAGAUAAAUGGACCUGAGUGCUAACGGCUUCCCUAAAGGGGUCCUAAAUCUUCCUUGCAGGCUUGUGCAAAAUCUUUCAAAAUCACCCUGUUUUGGGUUCAGCGCCAUUUUUGUGAACUUCUCCGGGCUAUUUCAAUUAGUUUGAAAGUCCUCUGAGGUUCAAACUAUCACAAAUUGAGGGAAACAGGUCCUGCUGAGGUUGUGAGGGAAUGAAAGCAAAUACCUGAAGCAAGUCUGUCAAACUAACAAGCCCCUUAAACUCAAGUAAGAUUUUUGCUUAGGCAUUUGCAAAUACUGGCUCACAAGGUAUCUUUGAAAUCAGCAAAGGUACAGUAUUUUUAGAUGGAAACCAGAAUGUAAUCAACCACAAAAAUUGAUCCAUAUCGACCUCAACCUUAUUAUUCUCCUUAUCUCUUUAUAAACAAAAAAAAUCUAACCCCUAUUAUGAUGGUCAUUUGGCAUUGUUAUUGGUCAGCAUUUAUUAUGUGAGUAUAUAAAAGGUGGUUUGUGCCCAUCUUUGGUAGAAUUUCCUUAGCACUGCUUGAAUAAACUUGGCUCAAGCAGA
Molecule: messenger RNA, 15091 nt
Organism: Pantherophis guttatus
Lineage: Eukaryota; Metazoa; Chordata; Lepidosauria; Squamata; Colubridae
Gene: STX1B
Product: syntaxin 1B
Biological process (GO): synaptic vesicle fusion to presynaptic active zone membrane; exocytic insertion of neurotransmitter receptor to postsynaptic membrane; intracellular protein transport
Cellular component (GO): plasma membrane; endomembrane system; presynaptic active zone membrane
Molecular function (GO): SNARE binding; SNAP receptor activity
Source: RefSeq, a predicted model, not a curated record